GAGAUGAAAAUGCUGUUCUCAACUCUGCUGGGCUUUGUGACGAUUACUUCUUUACUAAUGCCGGGCUACAACUGCAUGAAAAUUAUUGGAGGCCAGGAAGUGGCACCUCAUUCAAAACCUUAUAUGGUAUCUAUCCAGAUUGGGAGAAAACACUUUUGUGGAGGAACUUUAAUCAAAGCUAGCUGGGUGCUGACAGCUGCACACUGCCAAGUCAAAAACAGUCAAUUGAAAAAUAUUCGGGUAGUUCUUGGGGUUCACUCACUUUCAAAAGAAGAGAAGGAACAACAAGUAUUUACCGUUAAAAGGAUGAUCCAGCAUAGCUUGUACAACUCAAAAUUAUUCAAAAAUGACAUCAUGCUUCUUGAGCUCAAUGGCAAGGCGACUCUGAACAAGUUUGUGAAUGUCCUGAACCCACCUAACACUGGAACUGAUGUCAAAGAUGGAGACAUUUGUAAUGUUGCAGGUUGGGGGUUCACCUCAGUUGUAACUGAAAAGUUUUCAGACACAUUGCAGCAAGUGAAUGUAACUGUCGUGGACAGGAUGCUGUGUGCACAGUAUUACACCUACCAUCCUGCGAUAACAGAAGAUGUACUAUGUGCUGGUGACAAAAAGGGAGCAAAAGAUUCCUGCCAAGGUGAUUCGGGAGGUCCACUGUUAUGUAAUGGAAAAUUCAAUGGAAUCGUUUCUUUUGGAUGUAGUUGUGGACGACCCCGAAAGCCUGGUGUUUACACACGACUCUCAAAGACAUAUCUUUCCUGGAUUAAGAAAACAAUUCGACACUACAACUGUGUCGAAAUCAUUGGGGGGAAAGAUGUCAGAGCUCAUUCCAAACCUUAUAUGGCAUCACUCCAGAUUAAUAAUUAUCACAAAUGUGGAGGAGCAUUAAUCAAGCCCGGAUGGAUAUUGACUGCAGCUCACUGCAAUUUCAUUUUUAAACAUCAUGAGGUUAAGGCGGUUCUUGGAAUUGAUAUUCUGAAUGAAAAGAAAUCAGCACAAAUUAUCACAGUGAAGGAGAAAUUUCCUCACAUUUGUUUUGACAACAAAACCAAAGAAAAUGACAUCAUGCUGCUCCAACUACAGUCUGAGGCAAAACUGAACAAGUAUGUAGAACUCCUUCCUCUGCCCAAAAAUGACUUGGAUGUGGAAGAUGGAACUGUCUGCUCAGUUGCCGGCUGGGGAUGGACCAAAAUAAAUUCAAACAAGAACUCUGACCAUCUUAAAGAAGUAAAUGUAACGAUUAUAAACAGAUCAAAGUGCAACAGUCCAAAGUAUUACAACAAGAAGCCUUUAAUAACCAUGAACAUGCUCUGUGCUGGUGACAAAAGAGGUGGAAAAGAUGCAUGCUGUGGGGACUCAGGUGGACCUCUGAUAUGUAAGGACGUGUUCCGAGGAAUUGUGUCUUACGGGAAAAAAUGUGGACUUGCCAAAAAGCCUGGCAUUUAUACAAGGCUCACGAAGGAGUACAUGAAAUGGAUUCAGAAAGGAACAGCUUGAACCUUAUCAAGUAUUUAGGUUAUGAUGAGUUUUAUGCGUCAUUUUUAUCUUCUGUGAGUCGAUAUAGUGUAUGUAGCAAAUGAAGUGGCAUUUACUUUUUAAAUUUCCAUUUAUUGAGAUUAUUUUAAAUUCAUGUGCUGUAAGUAAAUUCAAAAUAGGAGCCUGUAUAUAUUUAUCCCUCACUAAAUGCUCAAUCAAGUUACGAAACAGAACUUACGGUUUUCACAUGCUUAUG
Rhincodon typus (whale shark) is the source of this 1729-nucleotide messenger RNA. Its product is annotated as plasminogen-like. NCBI's taxonomy places the organism in Eukaryota, Metazoa, Chordata, Chondrichthyes, Orectolobiformes, Rhincodontidae. Gene Ontology annotation, biological process: proteolysis. The transcript is spliced from 9 exons. The record is from RefSeq and is a predicted model, not a curated record. Gene Ontology annotation, molecular function: serine-type endopeptidase activity. The coding region runs from base 4 to 1494 and encodes 496 amino acids.